Messenger RNA from Daucus carota subsp. sativus, 1334 nucleotides. RefSeq lists its product as uncharacterized. Gene Ontology annotation, molecular function: RNA binding. The transcript has 9 exons. The record is from RefSeq and is a predicted model, not a curated record. Bases 143 to 1021 code for a protein of 292 amino acids. Lineage: Eukaryota; Viridiplantae; Streptophyta; Magnoliopsida; Apiales; Apiaceae.
AUAUUGGUCCGGACCGGAUAGGGGAGGAAGUUAUUAGGGUAACCGCAGUAUUUAUACUUGCACACACGCUCAACUCUCCACCAAAAGCAACAACCAACCAACUGAACACAACAACGAGAAGAUUUCUUCACGCUCAUUUCAGAUGGAUCGGUACCAGAAGGUGGAGAAACCAAGGCAAGAGGCUACUCCGAUUGAUGAGAAUGAAAUUCGGAUUACGAGUCAGGGCAGGAUGCGCAGUUAUAUCACUUAUGCUAUGACCAUGCUUCAGGAAAAAGGCUCUUCAGUAAUUGUGUUCAAAGCAAUGGGAAGAGCUAUCAACAAGACUGUAACCAUUGUGGAGUUGAUUAAGAGGAGAAUUGCUGGCCUCCAUCAAGUUACAUCUAUUGGAUCCACUGAUAUAACUGAUACAUGGGAACCCCUAGAAGAAGGGCUCCUACCUCUGGAAACGACAAGGCAUGUCUCCAUGAUCACCAUUACGCUUUCAAAAGAAGAGCUAGAUACAUCAGCCGCAGGGUAUCAGUCUCCAAUUCCUGUUGACCAGGUUAAGGCUUCUCCUGAGUUUGAUUAUGAAGGAGAUGGUUCACCUACUAAUCAAGGCAGAGGUCGUGGUGGCAGGGGGAGAGGAAGGCAAAGAGUCGCAUCUGAAUUUGAGGAUGGAGGUUGGGAUCGUCCUCGGGGCUAUUCCAGGGGUAGAGGAAGAGGGAGAGGUCGUAAUUUUCGGGGACGAGGAAGGGGAGGAUACAGUGGGCCUCAGAUAGAUCUUCAGCAUGAGGCUGAUGGAUAUGAUCAAGAAGCACCACCUGUUGAGGGUCGAGGCCGUAAUUAUCGUGGACGUGGAAGGGGAGGAUACGGUGGGCCUCCGAUGGAUGUUCAGCAUGAUGCUGAUGGAUAUGAUCAAGAAGCACCACCUGCUGAGGGCCGAGGCCGUGGACGUGGUCGUGGUCGCGGGAGGGGCUAUCGUGGGAGAGGUCGUGGAUUUAGAUCCAAUGGACCAAUUCCUGCGGCUGGGGGUGACGAGUAGCUGAUCACUCCAGCUUGUUGAGUGCAUUGCACAGUUUGUUGUAUCCUGUGCUGCUGGCUAGAUGUUCCAUUUCCAAAAUUCUAUGUUUUGGUUCCCUGGUUAUUUCCUUCUUUUAGUUGCUAAAUUUUUAGCAGGACAGAUUUCUGUUACAGUGUAGACUAACAUUAGAAGCUUAAUGCAGUCUCUGCAUAAGCUUUCUGUAACUUUAGUAUUUUCCGGUUCCUUUUUGUAGAAUUAGGUGCAAGCUUUAUAUUUUAACAACUGUAACUAUAUUGGGAGUGCAGUUUGUGGUUCAAAUGGUUAUUUGUUAAUC